Molecule: messenger RNA, 1097 nt
Organism: Owenia fusiformis
Lineage: Eukaryota; Metazoa; Annelida; Polychaeta; Sabellida; Oweniidae
Source: the annotation of a GenBank genome assembly
AUGAAUGAGACCUUGGUUGCAAGGAGUGCAGCUGUACGUAAACAACGAUUCAAAUUACCGGUUAAUCACACACUUACAAAUGAACUAUUCCAAUGGGGUACAGUAUCUAGUUUCAUCCAUGUAAUGCAUAACGGAAUCAUCUCCUACUAUGGUGUGGUUUUUGUCGGUGGCCUGAUGGUUAUACCGAAUAGUUGUCUCGACCGACCCAAACGAGUAAAACAAGCGAGAAAUUAUUUCGAACAAAACAUAAAAGAUAACCUAAAUAAGUUGCCCCGUCACGGAGAAGUAUUUGUUAUAACACAAUUCUAUUCGAUAGGGUUUUACCAUGCAAUGGUCGAAUCCCUCCCAAGACUAUCGCGGUAUAUACGAUUUAUAGACCAGAGGAAGGAUAUCAAAAUAUAUAUCAAUUGUCAAUCAUUCAUGAAGUCGUCACUCGAGACUCUAUUUCCAUCUAGGAAUAUAUCUGAAUUGGUAAUAUGUGAAACAAACGGACCAAUAAUUGCAACAAGAGUGUAUUUCCCGGAAGGCUCGCCGUGUUUCAAAUCAACUCAAUCAGGAUUAUCUCAAUUAUCCAAGGAGUUCAGGAGAUAUAUUACUCCAGGAAUACCUGUUCCACCCAAAAACUAUAUCAUCUUAAUAAAAAGGUCUAGGAAAAGAAGUUUUGCUCAACACAACGAAAUAGCUUCAUUUCUGGCCGAUAUUGCUAAACAGAAUGAUAUGGAGUUUCUCGUAUUUUCAGAUGCGAGACUUCCGUCGUUUAAUGACACAAAAAAGAUUUUCAAUCAAGCCAGACUCGUGGUUGCACCACAUGGAGCUGGAGUAGCCAACACUUUGUUUUCUAAUCCGGGUUUGUUUGUCAUUGAGAUAGUAUGUAACAGUCCUCGUAUGAAUUUAUGCUUUAGAGAGUUAACAAUCUUUCUCGGUCACCACUAUCAUGGUAUUUAUUCAAAGUCCGGUUGUCCAUUUAAACUGAACGUCGACGUCAAUGAAGUUAAGGAAGCAGUUCGGUUCUAUAUAAAGCAUGUUGUGGCAUAAAAAUGCAUUAACGAUGAUUCAAAAUUACUCUCAAAAGAAUGGACUCAUAGUCCAAAGGUAGG